UUUUUUUUUAUAAACUACCUUUGACAUUGUCUUUACCAUGGAACAACAAAUAGUUGAGCUGAUCGAUUUCUUGCACGAACCAAAAUUAGAGGUUCGAGCUAUUGCUUUGCACCAUCUUACUGGCUUCACGCACCAAAAUUCAGGAUACCAAGCGCUCAUUUUGAGCAAGCGCCAAACUGUCAUUCCUGACCUCAAGGCCCUUUGCAGAGAGGAUCCCAUCACUGCCCAUGACGCUUUGAAGUCCCUCAUUAAUUUGUCUGGCGACCCUCGAACUCUCCCCGACCUUGAUGAUGACAAAUUCAUCAAGCACAUUUGCCUUCUAAUCACCAUUCCAAAAUCUAUCUUGGCCGAUGUUGCUUGCAUGCUGUUGUCCAACAUGACCAAGUACGAGCCCAUCUGUGUCAAAUUAAUAGACGCAAAGGUCACGCCUUUGGAGGGCCUUUCCGAGUCAACACGUUUGAUGGAUCAGCUCGUUGAGGCAUUCCAUAAGGGAGUGGGUAAGAAUUACAACCCACAAGCUGAAUUCCAUUUCUUGGCUAGUGUCUUUGCCAACGCUUCUUCAAUCCGUCAUGGUCGAGUUUAUUUCGUUGAGAAGGCUAGUCACGAUAAUCUAGCUCCCGUCACCAAAGUUCAAAUCUUCAGCGAAGACAAGAGCGUUAUCCGAAGAGGAGGUGCUAUCUCUACCAUGAAGAACUGCUGCUUUGAAACUAGAAAGCAUGAUGAAAUAUUGGAUGUCGAAGGUACCAACAUGUUGCCUUUCAUCCUCUUGCCUUUGUGUGGCAACGAAGAGUAUGACAUGGAUGAAUUCGAGAAGUUUCCCGAGGAGAUCCAAUUGUUGGAUGAUGACAAGACUCGAGAAGCGGAUCCAUUGCUGCGAUUGAUGUUGUGCGAAUCAAUUCUUUUGCUUACCACUACCCGGAACGGCAGAGAUUAUUUGCGCGAAAAGCAGGUAUACCGUGUCAUUCAGCGUCUCCAUGCAUCGGAAAAUGACGACAAGGUCUCGGACAAGUGCCAGGAUAUUGUUGACAUGCUCAUGCGUGACGAAGGAGACGAGAAGAUCGUAGAGAUCAACGAGCAUCCAGACCAAGCUCCAGCUGUAGAAGAUGAAGACGAGGAUCUUGCCAUUGAAGAAAUUGCAUAAACGGAUGAAAAGUAUGGCCAAUUGGUCCCCCACGCUGUUAUAGACAAAUAAAAUUGAUUGUAUUUUUAUUCAAUA
This is a messenger RNA of Umbelopsis ramanniana AG, 1216 nucleotides long. RefSeq lists its product as uncharacterized. The record is from RefSeq and is a predicted model, not a curated record. The coding region runs from base 38 to 1141 and encodes 367 amino acids. The transcript is spliced from 9 exons. Lineage: Eukaryota; Fungi; Mucoromycota; Umbelopsidomycetes; Umbelopsidales; Umbelopsidaceae.